AAUGCAGAAGCUGAUGUUAACGUGGUUACCAUGGUUACUGACUCUACUAGUUCUACAAGUUGACUCUGUCACCCAACCCAACAUUGUCAUGAUGGUCGCUGAUGAUCUAGGCUGGGCGGAUGUGCCAUGGCACGAUGCUCUUACGAUUGCCCCGACCCUGUCCUCACUGGCAGAUACAGGGAUAAUACUGGACAGGCACUAUGUUCAGCCCAUCUGCUCACCUACAAGAUCUGCGCUCAUGACAGGGAAAUAUCCCAGCAGACUGGGACUUAACCAUGAUACCAUCAACGCCGGAGAACCGUACGGUCUGAUGGUGAACGAGACAAUAAUCUCCAACUACAUGAGCGAGUUAGGAUACUCUACUCACGCAGUGGGAAAGUGGCAUCUGGGUUACUGUUCCUGGGACUUGACUCCUGCUAAGAGAGGGUUCGAUUCGUUUUACGGCUACUACAACGGACACGAAACUUACUAUACUAAAGUCACUCACAAGUUCUUUGAUUUCAGGUUGGACACUCAAGCAGAUGACGGAUCCGUAAACAGUGAAGUUGUCUGGAAGGCUAAUGGCACUUACUCUACCGAGCUUUACGCUGACCGAGCUGCGCAGAUAAUCAAAUAUCACAAUCCAUCCCAACCUCUGUUUCUGUAUUAUCCCAUGCAAAGCGUCCAUUUCCCCAACGAGGUCCCUGAAAAGUACCUUAAGAUGUACGAGGGGAUAGUGGAGAACGAGAAAAGGAGAACACUGCUCGCAAUGGUGACUGCUAUGGAUGAUGCUGCUGAGGUAGUAGUAACGGCUCUAAAACAGUCUGGAAUGUGGGAAAAUACUGUCUUUAUCUUCUUCAGCGACAACGGAGGACCACUCGAGGGAAUAGGAAAUGGCCAGGUAAACUACCCACUAAGGGGAGGUAAAUAUUCGUACUGGGAAGGUGGAAUCAGAUCUAGCUCCUUCAUCCACUCUCCCAUGCUACCAGGUGGAGUGAUUAACCAAGAGCUGCUCCAUGUAACGGAUUGGUUACCCACUCUUGGGCACUUGGCAGCUUGUGGUGUUGAACCCAACGAUCAAUGUACAGGGCCCGAUAUGGGAGACAUUGAUGGAGUUAACCAGUGGAACGCUAUAGUUGGGGCGGGAAAGAGUAACCGGACAGAGUUUCUUGUUAACAUCGACCCAAAGGCUAAGAACUCUGCUCUAAGAUGGGGACCCUGGAAGCUUUACCAUGGUAACCCCGGUAAAGGUGACUGGGUACCACCACCCAGCGUAAACGAACAUCGCUACAACCAGCAGUUUACACAUGGACUGAGGGACAGGAACAAGUUCGAAACUGACCAGGAGUAUGUUUUCUCUGAGGGUAUCUAUAAUCCAGACACGAUCAUGUUGUUUGACGUUGAAGCAGACCCAGCAGAAACAAAUGAAGUAUCAAACGACAAUCCCGACGUUGUGAACACAAUGCUAGAAAGACUAGUCUACUAUGAAAGCCGGACAAUUCCUCCAAGAAAUUGUGUUAGAGACCCUGCCUCCGAUCCUGCUCAAUUUGGAGGAGUUUGGACUCCCUGGUUGAAAACGUGCUAGUCGUUCAUAUCAGCAAACUGUGAACAGAUCAUGAAUCUUAACUGUUAUUGUUAACUAAUCUAAAUUCCGAACCAUAUACAUAACGGCAUAACAAUAUUUAUAUAUAUCUGAUAUAACCAACGUACAAUCGUAUUCGUACAUUGUAAAUGCAUUUUCAAAAAGGAACUGUCCUUUUGUAUGCUGCCUUGUAUAGUAAUUUUUUAUAUCAGUGUUUACCGUGACCCUCAAAGUGUAAUGAGGUUAUGUUAAAAGUGUUAAGUGAAUUUUCACUACGAUGCCCUUCAUAGAAUUGAAAAAAUGAAAUAAUUUAUAAAAGUAAACUGUUUGCAUGAUUGGUUUUUUAGUUUUUAUUUCAAAUAAACUAUGAGUAAAAUAUAUGACAUAGAUAACAAGCUUGUUUAAAUUGGUAAAUAUGUCUAUUCACUAUUGUCUAAUAAUAUAUGACUUUUUGGUGAUCUAAAUGGGGCACACUAUUAUAUCUCCACAAAUCG
Molecule: messenger RNA, 2055 nt
Organism: Bolinopsis microptera
Lineage: Eukaryota; Metazoa; Ctenophora; Tentaculata; Lobata; Bolinopsidae
Product: arylsulfatase B-like
Exons: 13
Coding region: 2-1564 (520 amino acids)
Source: RefSeq, a predicted model, not a curated record